Molecule: messenger RNA, 2226 nt
Organism: Closterium sp. Naga37s-1
Lineage: Eukaryota; Viridiplantae; Streptophyta; Zygnematophyceae; Desmidiales; Closteriaceae
Source: the annotation of a GenBank genome assembly
AUGAGUGAGGGGCUACUUUCUCUCCUGCCAGAGUACCAGACAGCCAGCCAGUACAUGCCUGCUUGCCUGCCCCAUGCUCUGCUCGCUCAGAAGAUCAGCGUUGUGCCCUUCAUGCGCCUCGUGCCACGGUUACCAGACGUGGCAAAGGUCAAGAUGAGAGACACGCUUAUCCCCAAGAUUCUCAAGUUCCUCACGAUAAAGCGGCAGCCCGAUGCCAGCCGCGCGGAGUUUUUUGUCCAUGCGGAGGCGUUUGCUGCCCUCGUGCACCUCGAGUUCGUCUCAAUUCAGGGCGCCGUCACCACCAUCCUCACGUUGCUGCGCAAGCCAGACAACCGCUGUGCUGCAGUGACCAUGCUGGGGAAGACUGUCGAGCUCUGUGCCCCGCAGCUGGUGGCUCAGGGCGACCCGGGCAAGAUGGAGGAGCUGCGGAAAGCCGUCUUGGGACUCAAAGAGGAAGCAUUUCGCUAUGACGUAAAUUACGUGAGGGGCAGCCUCGGCUGGUCAGACAACCCAAUUACCACCUCUCCUGCUCCUGCCGCUACAGCCGCUCCUCCCGCCGUUACCCCUGCUACAGCCGCUCUUUCUGCUGGUGCUGCCGCUACAGCCGCUCUGGCAGCAGCUGGGUCCUCUCCAGCUCCCCUCUCCGCCCCCCUCCCCCCAUCUCACGCACCCCUUCCGCCCUCGCAGCCCCCGCUCCCCCCGUCGCAGCUCCCCUUCUCCCCAUCUCAACCCCCCCUGCCCCUAUCUCAGCCGUCCAGACAGUCUCCUAUGGCCCUUACCGCUCCUCCUCCCGUCAACCCUCCUGUGCCAACGCAUCAGAUGCAAACGCAGGGGCUGGGUCAGGUGCAGGGGCAAGGGCAGGGACAGGCAGCUAUGCUGGUCCCACUCGACUCCCACCACGGCCAUCAGCACACCAUCCUGGCUGGCAGUGGGGCCCUGCUGGUCCCACUCGACUCCUACCACGGGCAUCAGCACACCAUCCUGGCAGUGGGGGUGGACGGCAGCAGCGGCGCAACCUGGAGUGCGGCGAUGGACGGCAGUCUCAUCAUGUGGGGGGGCGACGGCAAGCCCCGCCAGUCUCUGCUGCUCGGGGCGCACUACGUGUGUGGCAUGGACCUCCUAUACUCGCCCUCCUCCCUGCUGCUCGCAGCUGCACCAAGAGAUGAUAUGAGUGAAGGUCAACCGGCCUCCAACCCCAUUGCCCCAUGCAUCCUGCAACUCACAGGGGACGAGGGGGGAGGGGCAGGGGGAGUGGCAGGGGGAGGGGCAGGGGGAGGAGGAGGCGGAGGGUGGCAAGUGACAGGGCGGCUGGAUCGCAACCAGACGAGUGUGAUAUCAUGUAUCAAGGCCAUAGGCAUCCAUCCAGACAUGGCGUUCAUCACAGCGGAGAGCAUGGCUCCAUCCGACAGCUCUCCUGCCUCGCCGCGCGACCGCAUCUGCUGCUACGACCUCACAGGGGCGCCCUUUUCCAGCCUGCACCCCGUCAGGCAAUACACGGAGCACGAGGACCUGAUCACGUGUCUGACAGUGUUCCCCCCCAACCCCAACCUCUUCCUCUCCGCCUCUCGGGACGCCACCAUUCGCCUCUGGGAUCGCCGCACUUCCAACGCUGUUGCUCUGCUUGGCUCCCCCUUCUCCUCGGGCCGCCCGCAGGCACAUGCAGGCAUGGUAACCACGUUGGACGCAUGCCCAGCAUCUUACAGUGGCAUCAGGCGGCAUGGACGGUUACCUGAAACUCUAUCCUUCCCUGAUCUUUCCCCCCAUACUCCCUUCCCCUCACCACCAGCACUACUUGGCUCCCCCUCCUCCUCGGGUCGCCCCCAGGCGCAUGCGGGCAUGGUAACCGCAUUGGACGCAUGCCCAGCAUCUGUUACAGUGGCAUCAGGCGGCAUGGAUGGUUACCUGAAGCUCUGGGACCUGCGCUCCCUGCACUCCCUCGGGAACUCCCCGCCUCUCGGUUCGCUGAACCUGGACGAAUCCCCCAUUCUCAAGCUGGCCAGUAGCAUGCUGCCAGGUGUCGUCGCUGUGAGCACUGUGCGGGGGCUGUACUUGGCUGAUUUGAGUGGCAGUGUGGGGCCGAGUGGUGGAGGCAGUGUCAGGCUGGCAGGGGGGUUCCAGGAUGGACGGCAGCCCGGGCGGUAUCAUGAUAUCAAGUGGGCGCAUGGGCAGCGGCUGCUGUUUGCUGGUGGGGACGCAAUGCGGGUGGAUGUGUAUGGGUUGCAAUGA